GUAUGUAAACAAAAAACUUGACAGUCAUUCUACAUUUUCUAGAAAAACAACAAGAAAAGUAAAAUGUAUAGUUUUGAGGGAGAUUUCAGGAGAAAACCAAUCCAAUCCUUGCGUGGGGCAAGCAAAAAGGAAGAAAAAGAUCAGCUAUUAAUCCGAGCUCAAGUUGAAAGACAGCGAAGAGAGGAGGUGAGAUUGCAACAUGAAAGCGCAACAAAAAUACAAGCCUAUUUUCGCAGUUAUGCUGUCAGGAAACAACAGAUGGUGGCUGUGCGGGGUCAGUUUGACCAGAUAGUCCAGUCUGCACAGCGGCCAGAAUCACUGGACAUGAAAACACUUUGCUUUCUUCAGCAGAAGUUAUGUUUUUUUUACUCCAACAAACUUGAUCCACAGAGAUUGAUAUGGAUGUGUCAGAAUGUGAUUAAAAGAAAGAAUGAUUACCUAACCUACAUGUGUACCCGUAUCCCUGGUGGUCUGUACCAUAUACAGCGCCUGCUGCUGUUGUGUCUAAGACACUUGAAGGAUGUAAUACAUACGGCAGCCCCUAUAGCAAUCCCGAUGAGGAUGCUGGAGAUGUUUACGUCACUAGAGCUCUACAGAUCACACAAAUUUACAGAACAUAAGGAGGGACCAGUCCACCACUUAUGGCUGUACCUCAUCAACCACGGUUACUUUGACUAUAUGCGAGUGAUACUUGAGGCCAAGGUACCAUCAGACCUGGAAAGGACAGCCGUAGCCCCUACCCCACUGGCUGACAGUAUCCUGGGACUCAUCAUGGGGCCAGUCAGUUUUGCCAUACAGCACAAAGGUCAACCAUUCAGUCACUGUGUGCUGAAGGCCAUAUGUCAGUCCCUGCUUUGCCCAGCCUACAGUGAACAAAUUGAACACUUCCUCCUCCCAGCCAUGGCCUAUGGAAGGUUUCCAUUCCCAUUCGUUGAUCUCAUCCAAGCUCUCAUAUCUGACACAGCAAGAAACAGCAAACACGGGUCACAGGUCAGUGGAAGGUCAAAAAGGUCGUCAAGUACAUCUAUUGAGAUGACUCCAUGGCUGCUUGGUGCACUUGUGACCCUAGCUGAUAAAUAUAUAGAAGUACUAAAUACGAAACAGACAGUGGAUUUUCUGUCUGUACUGAAGAAGUUAUUACCAAGUUUACCAACCCGGGAGGUCCAAGAUGACGAUUCUGACGAUGAAAUGGAUGUUGAUCAAUUGUUUCCAACAGAUGGUUUACAGAAAAUACAACAAGACUGCAUGACCUUUUUAAAUUCUCCAAAUUUUGUGCAGCGUGUCAUUGAAUGUCAUGGUAACAAGAUGUCACAUGACAUUGUCUCGGCUAUCUGUGUCGUUUGUCAUGCUCUAAUGACUCACCAUCACUUGGAAAUACACAAAGUCAGAUUGCUGUACAGUCUAGCAUUCAGCAAGGCUUUUAUCCGGGGUCUGUGGUCUGUGUGUACGACUACCUGUAACUGGACUGUCAUGGGCACGGAGGCCUCCCUUAUUCAGAUGUUGGCUUGUGGUGUUGACCUGUCAGACGAUGAUGUCCAGAGGAUAGUGCCAUUGUUAGCAAUCUUCUGUUCAAUGUUUAACCACUUCCUGUACACCAUACAUGAUGCAGACUUCUAUGGGGACACCAAACCUAGCAGUAUGCCAUUCAGGCUGGAGGAGCUGGUCCCAAUGACCCUUGUUCUACGUGACACGUGUCUAGGCGUGAUUGAGCUGGCCCACCCUGACACACGUCUAUCAAUCUCCGAGGACUACCAUGAAGCACUCAUACAGGCAGGCAUGAAAGACAAACCGCGACAAAAGGAAGAUGAAGAUCGUCACAAUCACAUGUGGGCUUACCUGUUCAAGGUGACAUCCUCACUAGUGAGACAACUUUACUCCAGAGACACACGGAGAAUGUUCUGUCCCUAUAACUUCUGGUUGUCGGACAGAGUGUCUAUCCAGGCUGAUAAGCCAUCACAGAUCUACAGAGCUCAGGGUUCUGUGUUCACCAGGCGGCCAUUCGGAACAAUGAAGUCUCUCACAAAAACAGCCCUUGAUGAGGAUGGGCCACCUUUAUCUAAUACAGAUGUAAAAAACCUAGUCAUCCUUACAGAGCUUCCGUUUGUGGUGACUUUUGAGGAACGAUUCAAGAUCCUUCAGAAACUGAUACAGACUGACCGACAGGAAUACCAAGGGGAGAUGACUCACUUUUUGUCAGGGCCAUCCAUUUCUGUGAUGAUUCGCAGAAACUACAUCUAUGAGGAUGCAUUUGAUAAACUCUCACCAGAAAAUGAGCCGAACCUGAAGCUGAAGAUGCGUGUACAGCUGGUCAAUGCUGCGGGUUUGGAUGAAGCUGGAAUAGACGGAGGAGGUAUCUUCCGUGAGUUCCUAUCCGAGUUACUGAAGACUGGCUUUGAUCCUAAUCGAGGAUUGUUCUGCUACACAACAGAUCAGCUGUUGUACCCCAACCCAAAAUCAACAGUGCUGAUGGAGAACUAUACCAAGCAUUACUUCUUCCUGGGCAGGAUGCUCGGCAAGGCCAUUUAUGAAAACAUGUUGGUGGAGCUUCCAUUUGCAAGUUUCUUCCUCUCAAAGAUACUCAGUCGCCAUGGCGGCAAUCUUGACAUCCAUCAUUUGGCUUCUCUUGACCCCGAGUUAUACAGGAAUCUUUUGUCCCUGAAGACGUAUGAGGAUGAUGUUGUGGACCUAGGUUUGGACUUCACAACUGUAAACGAUGACUUUGGUCAGACAAAGGUGAUAGAGUUAAAACCAGGGGGACGACAGAUAGCAGUGGACAACCACAACAGGAUAGAGUAUAUACACCUCAUGGCUGACCACAAACUCAACAAACAGAUACGUGUACAGUGCACAGCUUUCCGACAGGGCAUGUCUGAUGUCCUGAACCUCGACUGGCUUCGCAUGUUUGACCAUCAUGAACUUCAGGUUCUGAUCUCAGGGGCCAUAACUCCAGUCAACAUUGAGGAUUUGCAGCACCAUACAAACUAUUCUGGGGGUUAUACAGACAGUCAUCCAAUCAUCCAGAUGUUUUGGAAAGUGGUCCAACAAUUUACCAAUCGUCAGAAACGCCAGCUGCUCAAGUUUGUGACGAGUUGUUCACGCCCUCCUCUGCUUGGCUUCAAGGACCUGUACCCAGCAUUUUGUGUCCAUUAUGGUGGAAAUGAACUGGACAGACUUCCUACUGCUAGCACUUGUAUGAACCUGUUACGCCUCCCAGAGUUUAGCGAUGAAAAGACAAUGAAAACAAAGCUGUUAUAUGCAGUGGAAUCGGAAUCUGGCUUUGAACUUAGCUAGCAUAGUACAAUCAGUGUCAUCGACACACCAAUUAGGGAAUUAUUUGGUGAGAGAUUUUUAUCCAGAAACAUCAUGAAAAUCUAUCUAAAAGCAUGAAUGAAAGAAUUAAAUAUAAAAUUGUGAUUUAAUGUGAGAUGUUUUGUUGUUUGAAUGGUACAGUAUAAUGAUGGUGCUGUACUUCCAAGUGUGUAGGGUUUAUGUAUUUACUUUCACUCAAAACAUAAAUAAUCAGUUACCUAACUUACUCAACAACAAAUUGAGGGGUUUAUUAUUUUUAUGUAUGCUGCAAAUAUUAAUGAAAAAUUUAUUUAACUUCCAUGAAAUACAAUGUGUAUUAAAAUGCUACCCACUGUUUAACACAUGCACAAGUCAUAAUGAUUUUAUAAGUUAAAAAUGAAAACUUGAUAUGUGAGGGAGAGGUGAAAGUCUAGUACACAUGUAUCAUUAUAAUGUACGAUGUAUGUUGAUAGUAUUUCAUUGUCUCAUUUAUACCAUUACAUGGUGAGAAUUGGAAGUGAAUUUUCCUGGAAGCUGUGUGCUAGUCUAGAGAUUUAUCAGACAGCAGGACACCCCUUUGAGUCACCAUUGAACCAUUAUUCAACCUAUAAAGCUGUUUUAAAUCAGAUACACUUUUACAGCUGUAUUGUCCAAUAAACAUGUGCUGUAGAGCCGGCUACAGUAUUUGAUAUUAACGUAUAAGACUAGGCAAACACCAUGAGAUAUAAUUUAUUCGAAAAAAAUCUCAAGAUUCAAAUUUCAUCGAACUUUAUGUUUGAAAACAAAAUGUGUGAUGUUUUCUCUCUUCCUGUCUGUCAUAGAAUAUUGGUUCUAACUAUCAAAGAAUUCUUUCCUCCGUACAUAGCAUGAUUUUUUUUUGAUA
Molecule: messenger RNA, 4171 nt
Organism: Mizuhopecten yessoensis (Yesso scallop)
Lineage: Eukaryota; Metazoa; Mollusca; Bivalvia; Pectinida; Pectinidae
Product: ubiquitin-protein ligase E3C-like
Exons: 24
Coding region: 64-3291 (1075 amino acids)
Biological process (GO): ubiquitin-dependent protein catabolic process; protein polyubiquitination
Molecular function (GO): ubiquitin protein ligase activity; protein binding
Source: RefSeq, a predicted model, not a curated record